This is a messenger RNA of Acanthosepion pharaonis, 1842 nucleotides long. Lineage: Eukaryota; Metazoa; Mollusca; Cephalopoda; Sepiida; Sepiidae. The record is from the annotation of a GenBank genome assembly.
AUGCAUAAAUGGUUUGUUUCAUCACAGGAACUAGCAGAACAUUUGGUUGAAUUAUAUCUGGGAGUUGAAGACCAUACAGAAUGUGACCUUACCUUCUGUAGUCAUACACCAACUGAAACAGCUUGCUCUUUACAAACUCUUAAGGCAAAGGUCUGCCAUGUCUUCAGGUAUUGGAUUCGAACAUUUCCAUUUCAUUUUGACCUUGACAAACGACUAAAGACUAUUGUUGAAAGGUUUGGUCAAAUACUUGAAACUGAAGGAAAUACAAAUUUUUCAGAACUUAUUGAUCUCUCAAAAGUACCAUCAUAUGAUUGGAUGCGCUGUAUGUCUGUUCGCAAUCCCUCCAUUCGACAUUCCAGAAAAGUCUCACUUGUAUUUGACCAUCUUAAACCAGAAGAACUUGCUGAACAACUCACUUGUCUGGAAUAUAAAGUUUUUCGCAGAAUAAAUUUCACAGACUUCAAAAAUUAUGCUUUGACUGCUACCCUUAAAGACAAUCCAAAACUUGAACGAUCCAUAGUUCUGUUUAAUGGACUUUCACAGUGGGUCCAGUGUAUGGUGUUAAACAGAACAACACCAGCACAAAGAGCAGAAGUCAUUGUGAAAUUCAUCAAUGUGGCUCAGAAACUUCGAAGUCUCCAAAACUUCAAUACACUGAUGGCUGUGGUUGGUGGUCUCACCCACAGUGCUCUAGCUAGACUUAAUAAGACUAAUAGUUGUCUUUCAUCUGACACACAAAAACUCCUCAUGGAACUUACUGAAUUAUUAUCAACUAACAAUAAUUUCAGCAAUUAUCGCCGGGAAUACCAACAAUGUAUUGGUUUCAGGGUGCCUAUUUUAGGAGUACACCUUAAAGAUUUAAUCUCAUUACAUACAGCACUUACAGACAAGGUAGAUGGUGCAACUACUAGUUUGAUUCAUUUUCGUAAAAUGGUUCAGUUAUACCAAAUCUUCAAAGAACUCACAUGUUUACAGAAUGAAAAUCUUCCCCUUGAUGCAAAUAUGGAUCUCAUCAAUACCCUUCGGUUAUCACUUGACAUGCACUAUACAGAGGACAAUAUUUAUGAGUUGUCAUUGGCACGAGAACCAAGAUCUUCAUUAAGUGCUCCAGCUACUCCUACCAAACCUGUAGUUUUUGCCGACUGGGUUGCAGGAAUCAGUCCACCAGAUGCUGAAACUAUAAACAAACAUGUACAUAAUAUGGUAGAGGCUGUAUUCAAAAAUUAUGACCAUGAUAAAGAUGGCUUUAUCUGUAAUGCUGAAUUUGAGGCAAUUGCUGGCAAUUUUCCAUUUAUUGAUUCAUUCUGUGUUCUUGAUGCUGACAAAGAUGGUAUGAUCAGUAAAACAGAAAUGAAAACUUAUUUUAUCCGUGCAAACUGCCAUUCCCUUCGAAGCAGCUUCAAACAUGACUUUCAUGAGAAGACAUAUUUCCAGCCUACUUUCUGUAUUCAUUGUACAGGCCUGCUUUGGGGACUUAUUAAACAAGGUUGGAAAUGUAAAGAUUGUGCCAUUAAUGUUCAUAAACAUUGUAAAGAUAUGGUUGUUAUGGAAUGUCGCCCCAAGCUCAACAGUCCACGAAGACAUGAUUCUGUCUUUAAUGAUUCAGAAUAUAGUGGUUAUUCUAGUAAACAGCGCAUGUUCCAUUCUCCGCGUCAUUCCAAGUCUCAUCAAGGAACUCAAACUGACAGUGAUCUGAUAUUUUCAGACAGUGCUAAAGCUUUGAACCAAUCAACAGUGAUUCGAGAAGAAUUUUAUGAAGAACAAUCUUUACUCUAUGACCGCCUCCUCAAGUCAGAAGAGGAACCAUGUAUUGAAGAGGAAAUUCAGCUCGAGAAAAGAUGA